GGGAGCUGGAGCCGGGCGCCGCCGCCGCCGCCGCCGAGGCUUCCGUCUCGCUCGCUCGCGCCGCGGCGGCAGCAGAGGUCGCGCACAGAUGCGGGUUAGACUGGCGGGGGGAGGAGGCGGAGGAGGGAAGGAAGCUGCAUGCAUGAGACCCACAGACUCUUGCAAGCCGGAUGCCCUCUGUGGAUGAAAGAUGUAUCAUGGAAUGAACCCGAGCAAUGGAGAUGGAUUUCUAGAGCAGCAGCAGCAGCCUCAAUCCCCCCAGAGACUCUUGGCCGUGAUCCUGUGGUUUCAGCUGGCGCUGUGCUUCGGCCCUGCACAGCUCACGGGUGGGUUCGAUGAGCUUCAGGUGUGCGCCGACCCAGGCGUCCCCGAGAAUGGCUUCAGGACGCCCAGCGGAGGGGUUUUCUUUGAAAGCUCUGUCACUCGGUUCCACUGCCAAGACGGAUUCAAGCUGAAGGGCUCUACAAAGAGACUGUGUGUGAAACACCUGAACGGAACCCUCGGCUGGGUCCCAAGUGAUAAGCCCGUCUGUGUGCAGGAAGAUUGCCGUAUCCCGCAAAUCGAAGAUGCUGAGAUUCAUAACAAGACAUACAGACAUGGAGACAAGUUAAUCAUCACUUGUCACGAAGGCUUCAAGAUUCGUUACCCUGACCUGUACAACGUGGUUUCGUUAUGUCGCGAUGACGGAACGUGGGACAAUCUGCCCAUCUGUCAAGGCUGCCUGAGACCACUUGCCUCUUCUAACGGCUAUGUGAACAUCUCCGAAUUCCAGACCUCCUUCCCAGUAGGCACUGUGAUCUCCUAUCACUGCUUCCCUGGAUUCAAACUUGAGGGGUCUGAGUAUCUCGAGUGCUUACACAACCUUAUCUGGUCAUCCAGCCCACCCCGGUGCCUUGCUCUGGAAGUCUGCCCGCUCCCUCCCAUGGUGAACCACGGCGAUUUCAUCUGCCACCCGCGGCCUUGUGAGCGCUACAACCACGGAACCGUGGUGGAGUUUUACUGCGACCCUGGCUACAGCCUCACCAGUGAUUACAAGUACAUCACCUGCCAGUACGGGGAGUGGUUUCCUUCCUACCAAGUCUACUGCAUCAAGUCAGAGCAAACGUGGCCCAGCUCCCAUGAGACCCUGCUGACCACGUGGAAGAUCGUGGCGUUCACGGCGACCAGCGUGCUGCUGGUGCUGCUGCUCGUCAUCCUGGCCAGGAUGUUCCAGACGAAGUUCAAGGCCCACUUUCCCCCCAGGGGGCCUCCCAGAAGUUCCAGCAGUGACCCUGACUUCGUGGUGGUGGACGGCGUGCCCGUCAUGCUCCCGUCCUACGACGAGGCUGUGAGUGGCGGCUUGAGUGCCUUAGGCCCCGGGUACCUGGCCUCCCUGGGCCAGGGCUGCCCCUUACCCGUGGACGACCAGAGCCCCCCAGCGUACCCCGGCUCAGGGGACAUGGACACCGGCCCGGGGGAGUCGGAAACCUGUGACAGCGUCUCAGGCUCAUCGGAGCUUCUCCAGAGUCUGUACUCACCUCCCACGUGCCAAGGGGGCACCCGCCCCGCUUCCGACAACCCCGACACGGUUCCCAGUACGGCAGGGGAGGUGGCAUCUACCAGCCCGGGCAUCGACAUCGCCGAUGAGAUCCCCCUAAUGGAAGACAAUCCGUAGCCGGGCAAAGUCCGGAUGACGCUGCUGCCCCUUGGGGGGUGGGAACCUUGUACCUGGACUGAGGCGUCGGAAGGACAGAGCGUGGGGGAUGGAUUUAUCAACAUGGGGACAGUGACUCACAUCAUACAUCCUGGACUCAACAGUGAGGCUGGCAAACGGCGGGGGCAGGGCUGUUCGAUGAAACUGGAGGAUCUGCAGGACGAGUGAGGAACAAAAGGAUGAGGGGAAAGCCUGCGCGGUCCUGGAGGAAGGUGUUCAGCGCGGCUCGGACUGCGGACCUUGGGACAGAUGGUUGGUUCCGCGUGUAUCCCACCGAAUCCCACAUCCCCCGUUGACUUAUUUUAUGAGUACUACCUGUGUCCUCCGAAAGCAUGUCACAUUAUGUAAAUCGCUUCUAAAAUCUGCUUCAAGCUGUCUCUGGACUCCAGGUUAGGAUGGAUCAGCCUCGGCGGGAGGAGCAGCAGAGCGCCCCCUGCGGGCCCCCAGAGGGAAAGGUUCUCGUGUGUCUCUUGGACGGACUUCCUUGGGCUGGACAGCUCCGCGCCAACGCCAAGGCUAACGUGGGAUGUGGCGGUUCCAGUGAGAAAAGACAGACUCAGCCAGACUCUGCUUUCUGGAAAUUCCUUCAAAAAGAAGAGCUCUUGUCCUCUGGACUGUCCUUUGCUGAGAUGUCACAUUUGUAUUCAUGGUCUAGCGCAGGGAUCCAUGGCAUUGGAUAAAUCUUGUGACCUUACACAUGGUCAGAAUGUGUUCAAAUACAUCUCAUGGUGGAGAAGUUA
This is a messenger RNA of Phacochoerus africanus (Common warthog), 2433 nucleotides long. It is a transcript of the gene SUSD4, whose product is annotated as sushi domain containing 4. Lineage: Eukaryota; Metazoa; Chordata; Mammalia; Artiodactyla; Suidae. The coding region runs from base 191 to 1654 and encodes 487 amino acids. The record is from RefSeq and is a predicted model, not a curated record. Gene Ontology annotation, biological process: negative regulation of complement activation, classical pathway; negative regulation of complement activation, alternative pathway. The transcript has 9 exons.